AUGGGCAGUAGCUUCACCUUUGUACCUCCUCCAGAGGCUCCUGUUUUCCGCCCGACAGAAGAUGAAUUCCGGGACCCUUUAGAGUAUCUGAUGAAAAUUCGCCAUAUUGGCACGAAAACCGGUAUUUGUAAAAUAAUACCCCCGAAGUUAACCUGUGGUUUCUUUAAAUUCACUCCCCAGUCCUGGAAUCCACCGUUCGCCGUUAAUAUGAAGGAGUUUUCAUUCACACCUCGAAUUCAACGUCUCUAUGAGCUCGAAGGUGGCGAUAAGAUUCGUGUUCCCAGCAUAGGUGGUCGAUACCUGGAUCUACAUUCUUUGCAUAAGGAAGUUCGAUCCGCUGGUGGCUACGAAAAAAUUGACGACUAUCUCUGCCGGAUUUGCGGGCAAGGGGAUGAUGAAGACAAUCUACUCGUGUGUGACACAGAUAAAUGUCAAGCUUGCUACCACACUUAUUGUCUGAAUCCACCGUUGCGCUCUGUUCCCAAAUGUCAGUGGAAAUGCCCAGAAUGCAUUCGUUCCAUGUGCUUGAAACCCCCAGAACCCUAUGGAUUCCCGCAGUCCAACAAAUGCUACUCACUUCAUGAGUUUGGAGUCAUGGCCGAUGAAUUCAAGUCGAAGUAUUUCGGUCGACCAUGUACAGUGAGUUUAACACAAUACUUGCAUUUUACAGGCUACAUGUGGUAA
This is a messenger RNA of Echinostoma caproni, 684 nucleotides long. NCBI's taxonomy places the organism in Eukaryota, Metazoa, Platyhelminthes, Trematoda, Plagiorchiida, Echinostomatidae. The record is from the annotation of a GenBank genome assembly.